Messenger RNA from Dujonia railenensis, 3906 nucleotides. The record is from the annotation of a GenBank genome assembly. NCBI's taxonomy places the organism in Eukaryota, Fungi, Ascomycota, Pichiomycetes, Serinales, Debaryomycetaceae.
AUGAAGUUCGGCAAAUAUCUUGCCCUGAGGCAAUUGGAGCUCCCAGAGUAUUCUGGUCAUUUCAUCGAUUACAAGGCACUUAAGAAGCUUAUCAAGCAAUUGGCAGUGCAACUGACCGGCGAAUCACUUCAAGAAAACAAGGCAUCGUUUUUCUUCCGUGUGGAGAGAGAAUUGGACAAGGUGAACCACUUCUACCUUGAAAAACAGGCCAAUUUGGCAAUUAACUUGGAUUUGUUGAUGGUGAAAAAGUCCGAGUUGCUAUCCAAACUGGACUAUACCAAUAAGUUGGAUACAUCAAACUCCACUGCUCCGCUCCGAAAUUCAAUUUCAUACUUGAACUUGUACCAAAAUUUCAAGAAGAUCCACCAAGAUUUAAUUAGGUUGCAACAAUUUAUUGAAUUGAAUGAGACUGGUUUCUCUAAAGUGGUUAAGAAAUGGGAUAAAAGAAGUAAAUCCCAUACCAAGGAACUAUUCAUCCUGAGUGCUGUUAGCGUUCAGCCAGUGUUCCAUAAAAAUGAAAUUAACGAGUUGAGUGACUUGGUAACCCAAUGCUUGUUUGAUUUGGAAAGUUUAAUAGACGGAGACUUCUCUGGCAUGUCUCCUCAAUUGACUAGAACGUCUGGAACUGCUCCUCCAAGCAUGCCAACAGGAAGCACGGGUAGCGGUGCAAAUACUGUGACUUCACGCCACAAUUCUGAAGAUCAUCGUGAUUCUGUUUCAUCCAUUAUGGGCCCAAACUUUACCACAAACCAUUCUUUGUUGGUUAAUGUAAGUGACACAGAAAUCGAUGACCUUUAUUCGUCCUUUGUGAAUGUCGCAACCAUUAAGGACCCAGAUUUGGCCCUAUUGGCUCAAUGGGUUGAAAAGGUGAAGGAAUCAUCUCAAGAAUCAGGGUCUUCUACUAUCAAGUUUAAGUUCUCUAAAGUGUUUCUUUUGUCCAUUUCCAAUUUAAAAAUAUCUGAUACUUUUUUGGAGACUUUCCUUGAUUUAAUAAAUUAUAAUAUCGACCUUUCAUUCAUUUCCGAUGAUUUGAACAACAAUAAAAACAUACUCCACGAAAGUUGUUCCAUACUUCCAACAAAUAAUCACGAUGAAUCGGGAAACCCCAAUCACCACGUAGUUAUCAAUAAUGGAGUGAAGGUCAUUAAUCUGACGGACAGUAUUAUCCACUCAAGAACUUUCAUAGUCUCAUACUUGAUGAGCAACUUAUCACCCGCAUUGCGUCUGAAAUUGUUGGUGUCGCCAGCUUUCAACGGCAGAACAUGUCUCCACUACGCAUCUCAGUAUAACAGAUUAGAUUUGUUGGACAUUAUAUUGCCAUACUUUCCAAAGGAACAUUUAGAUGAUUUGGACAAUGAAUCCAUGUCGGCGUUACUUCUUGCCAUAAAACACAAUAAUUUCGAAGUAAUUACGAGGUUGGUUGCUUCUGGUUCAAAUUGUUUCCCACAAACAAACGAUGGAAAAUUGCAAUAUUUGCCAGUAAAUUACUCUUGCAAGUUCGGGAAUUACCAAAUAUUGGAAUAUAUCUUGAAGCAAGACAAAAAAAUUGAAAAUGGUUUAAUAAAUCAGCAAGACGUAGAAGGGUUAUUCCCACUACAUGUAAUCGCUAGAUCGGGUCAUUACACAUUGAUUAGAUUAUUAAUUGAGUAUGGUGCUGAGGUGAACCAAAUUGACGGCUUGAAUAAAUGGACUCCGCUAUUUUACAGUGCACUGGAGGGCCACGUUCAGACUACUAAAGAAUUGGUAAAAUUUGGAGCCAAAUUGGACCUAGUUGAUGAUGAUGGCUACAAUGUGUUAUAUUAUUGCGUUGUUGAAGGUCACAUUAAAGUUUUAAAUGUAUUACUUAGUUAUUAUGAUGAUAUAUUCGGGACUAACAAUGGAAUGGAAAGCUUAGCAAAUGGGCAGUCUCCCGACUUUAUUGGAAGAAAUAGUAACAUGAAGGAUAGACGUAUGGAAGGUGACAACGAUCAACAUACCAAUGUUCAUUCUAACAAAAAUUUACUACAUGAAUCUGACUUGAAUUCAAGAAGUAUCGACUCAGCCAUGUCAAUUGGGGAUGACGAUAUAAUGGAAAAAGACGACUCAGAUGACGAUGACAUUGUAGAGGGAAACUCUGAAAAAAUGAUCGAAGAAGACCCAAUCGAUUCAAUUCCAGAUUUACAGUUGCCUCCCCCUAUUCUCCCCCUCAGAAGAUACGGUCAUAAUUUCUUAGAACAGAAGGUUCUCAUUGAGCUCAUUUUUCCUCCAGAUCAAAAGUUUAUUACUCUUUUCAAUUCAGUUGCGGAUUUAAUACCUGGAAGAUUAACUUUGACUUCCAACAUCAGUGACAUCGUUCCUAGAAACAUCCUUUUGCCAAUGAGUGAUGAUACAAAGGCAAACAAUAACUGCAUAUUUCAGACAGAAACCGAUUCAUUACAUGAAUUUAGAAUUGAUUUUGAAAUCUUUCCUAAGUUUGGUACAAGAUUAAUUGCUAAGACUACAGCGUUGACCUUUUCUCAAAUUGAUACAUCUUCCCCUGAAAUUAACUCAAUUCAGUUGCCUUUGUUUGAUUUAAGAUUAAGGAACAUAGGAGAAUUGAAAUUUGAUUACCAGGUAAUAUUCCCUUUUGCUGGAAAUUUAUUGGAGACUUCAAAGUUCGAUACUUAUUGGAAGUCAUCCACUAGCUUCGUCAAGAAUAGACAAGUGUUGAAACUAAAUGCCGCUGGUGGAUUAUCUCCCAACAAUUUCUUAUCUUCCAGCAUUAACAGCUCUAUUGGUGGUGCAAACUCCCAACCUGGUGCAGCAGUAGGUUCAAGUAAUGGUAGUAUUGGAAGUAGCGAUGGAGCCCCUGCGACGUCACAUAAUACAAACACGGGUAAUGAUAUUAUGUCUACGUUGGCUCCUUCUUCCUUUGUAACUGCUACAUCAUUAUCUGGAGAAUACCUUAGGAUCAAAGUCUGUCUCCUUAAUGAUGGUACUCCAAUUGUUUGUCCUUUUUGGUCAAUUGCCCUUACAGAGACAAUUGAUUUAUAUUUACCAAAUCUCUCAUUGGAACAAUUAUACUCCAUUACUAACGAUCUUUUCGAUUAUAAUAAAGUCAUCAAUGACUUGUCUGGAAUGACUUUGAAGGACCUUCCAUUGAUCAAAAAGCUACUUAAGAUAAUAUAUUUGCCAUUAGACUUGUUAUUGGACGCAUUGAACUUUGAAAUCAACUUGAAUUUGGAAGUUGUUUUCCCUUCACAAUAUGAAUUAGAAAAGCUUCCAAUUGUUGGAAACAUUCAACUGAAUUUAAAUAACUUUAUCGAUUCAACUUUGAACAAUAUUUUCAACCACAUUAGGAAUCAAAAGGUUAAAAGUGGAUCUGGAGCCGGAAGAUCCAUAAUCUUACUCUCAUCCAAUUCUUUAGUCUGCAAGAUACUCAAUUGGAAGCAACCAAAUUUUCCAGUAUUUUUAAUCAUGAACGGUAUUAAAUAUAAUGCAAACAAGAGAAUUUUUGAAUCAAGAACUACGAACAGCCUAUUGAUGGAGGAGAAAGAUUUGGAAGAAAACCAAUGUGCUGCUAAUUCUAAAAACGGAUAUGAAUUUAAUUCUAGUGAAAACAAUUAUAACAAUAAGGAUUCACUGAGCUUGUUGAACGACAGCCAAGAAGUAACUAUACGGUCCAUCAAGGAAGCGGUUAACUUCACUAUAAACAACAACUUGAUUGGCUUGAUAACAUCUGUUCAUUUGUUAAAUUUGGUCCCGAAAUUAGUACCAUUAAUAAGAGCUCGAGGAUUAGUAUUGGUUGCAUCUUCUGAUGCAUAUGACAAUCAAGAGCAAGACGAAGGAUAUAUCCUUGGUAAAGGAUUAGAUGCCUACACAAAAACUGACAUCAACGGGCUUAGGUUUAACGAUGUUUUACGUUUCAAGGAAGACGUUACAAUGUAG